AUGUCUUCAGAACCGGUAUUCGUCCUUCCGGGCGAUCACAUCUCCCCCGAUCUCAUACCCUCACAUCCCAAGAAGCCACUACGGUUAGGCCCUGGCCUGCGACAUGUUCCUCCAAACGACGUUGUGCCGACGUUAGCAGGUCAAUUUGUCACGGACAGACCCAAGAACACAAUUAGAGUAGAGAAUUCACAUGGACGGUACGUUCCACGAGUAGGAGAACUCGUCAUUGGCACGAUCCAAAAAAGCGCCGCAGACGUCUACUACGUCCAUUUAUCCGACUACACCGCACCAGUAUUACUACCCCAAUUGUCUUUCGAAUCAGCGACCAAGAAGACCCGUCCAAUUCUGGCACAGGGUGCGUUGGUGUACGCGCGCGUCACCCUCGCAAACAAACAUAUGGAUGCGGAACUGGAAUGUGUCUCGUCGUCGACAGGGAAAUCAGAUGGCCUGGGGCCAUUGGCAGGCGGCAUGUUGUUUGAUGUGUCACUUGGGAUGGCUAGGAGGUUGAUGAUGCCCAAGAGUGCACAAGAAGGCAAAAUUGUGGUGCUGGAAGAGCUCGCUGCCCUGGGACUACAAUUCGACACGGCCACUGGGCGGAAUGGACGAUUCUGGGUGGACAGCGAGAAUACAAAGACUGUUCUUGCCGUGGGACGAGCAGUUCAAGAAACGGACGAGAAGAGAUUAGGAGUAGACGAUCAGAAGAAGUUGGUCCGCAAGAUAAUCAAAGAUUUGAGCUGA
Messenger RNA from Pochonia chlamydosporia 170, 738 nucleotides. RefSeq names its product exosome complex exonuclease RRP40. Gene Ontology annotation, biological process: U4 snRNA 3'-end processing; CUT catabolic process; poly(A)-dependent snoRNA 3'-end processing. Bases 1 to 738 code for a protein of 245 amino acids. Gene Ontology annotation, cellular component: nuclear exosome (RNase complex); cytoplasmic exosome (RNase complex). Gene Ontology annotation, molecular function: RNA binding. Lineage: Eukaryota; Fungi; Ascomycota; Sordariomycetes; Hypocreales; Clavicipitaceae. The record is from RefSeq and is a predicted model, not a curated record. The transcript has 2 exons.